AUGGAGUUUAUUGGCACCUGGCAUCUUCAGGCACAAGGCCAUCCUUUACCAGAAACAAGGGACGAGAGAAAUAUAAGUUCCGGCUGCGCAGAGGACCAUUUUGCAACCAUUCUGCCUGGAACGAAGCUGCUGCGCCCAAACCAAUCAAACAUGAAAACUGUGGCGUUGCUGGUCUUCCUGGCGGGGGUCGUUGCUGCCCUCCCCCACGGAGAAUGCAACCUGAUGGGGGCGCUGCGCAGGGGCAGGCACUUGCACCGCGGUCGCUUGCCUCCGUGCGUGCGAGGGCUCAUGCCGCAGGGCGAGGAGCUCAAGGCCUGCUUCAAGGAGAACUUCCGCAAAUAUCGCUUCAGAAAUGGUCAGUCAGCAGGCUUGCGAAAUGGAUUUGAAGGGAUGGUAGAGUGUAUGGUGGAGAAAAUGAACCUCGAGUUGGUAAACGGAACUCUCGAUGUCGAACAGGCCGUUCUCAAGCUGAGUGAAUUCGAAGGAUAUGAUAUAGAGGCGAUUGCCAGCAUCCAAUCCUCCCUAGAGGAAUGUGCUGCGAACUCCACCAGCUCUAAUGCUACCGAGCAACUGACGGAAAUCGUGCUGUGCGUGAGCAACAAAUCACGCGAGUUCUGCACCGAAAGACUCGAACUGCUGAAGACUUGGGAUGAAAAUGCCAACUGUAGCUCGGUGUCAAUCCCCACGGAAACCCUUAGCAUUAUUGAAGAGUGCGAGCCAGAUGAUGACAGCCCCAGGCGCCGAGGCCCCACCAGAAGGCGAGGAAGAAAGCCGGCAGACCGAGGCCACGGCAAGAAAAUGUGGUCCCAGGUCUUGUGCGUCAACGAAAAUAUUGGCUCGUACAAUGCUUCAACAGGAUUCAAUUUCACCGUUAUUGCUGAACACAUCGCCACCUUCUCCGGCUGGGACACUAUUCCAGGGGCUCUUGAAAACCUGACGGAAAAGAUUAUCGAGUGCCAGCCCGAAUUCGCGGACGACGCUCAAACCCAGGCAGCUCAGUGGAUGCUGUGCCUACGCCCUUCUUACGUAGAAAUCUGCGGUCUAGGAGGCGAUCUCACCGAGUUCCUCUUCCCGGCCAUAAAAAAAAUGAUCAAGGAAUCAAGCGAAGAAGAUGGCGAUGAUGUGGAUGAACCCUGCACGUGUGACAUUUUCCCUUCCCCUCGACUGUUCGACACGUUGAAAUUAACCGAUGAGACUGAUGACUUGCUGGAGCUGGACGAGGAGGUGGAAAUGUUAUCUUCGGAAGCUGAUGACCCCGAGGUGAUGCUGGGACAGAUGAGGAGACGAAGCAGGAGGAGGCGCCAGCGAGGCAGGAAGAACUCGUCCGAGGAAUCCAACGAAAGCCGGACGCCGGACAACUCGCCGGAGGACGACAGCGACGAGGUGACGACCGUCGCCCCUACAACUGUGUUCCCGUAGGUUGCUGAUGGAGAGACUGAUUUGGAUUUUCGGAUUUGAUGGCAAUGAGAUUGGGGGGGGGGGGGGGAUUCCAGAUGUAAAGCGGGGGUAUUUUCCAUUCUGGAUUUGGCUAUGGAUAUUGGGUACUUGAUCUUGAAAGAGAGAAGUCGAAGGAGUAAGUUUGUUAUUUCGUGUCUAACUACUUGUGUUUCAGCACUGAGUGAAUGAAUGUAGAUCUAUACGUGAAUAGUAAUGCAUGUAUAUAUGCCAGUAGUUAAUGAAAUAAUAUACACAGAAGAUCUGAUAGAACACUCAGUAAAUUAAUGACACGGAUCGUCAUUUAAAGUGAUGCCGUCUUCAAUCAUGAACAAGAGGAUAGUAAUGAAAGAGUUAGAAAGAGGAUAUGAAAUCCAUGGCAACGAAAAUGCGCCAGCAAUCUCUAUAUUACAUUAUCACCAACAAGGAUAUUCAAUGAAACUAGACAUAUCUAGAAUGUAUUCAGUAACAAACGAGAUAAUUAUGUAAUAUUUUUUCCCAAACAAUACAUAAUCAGCUGUCUUCCAAAUAUGUAGAAGUAAAAGGUUAUACAGUGUUUGCACUGUAUAACCUUCUGUUACACUGUUACCUACGAUUACAUGUAUCACAAAUCUUAGCCUAUGAUUCAGUACCGAAAAUACUUCGUUCGCUCUGCUGUUUUGUUAUUGAAUUGCUAUAGUCAUAUGUUUAGAGGUAUUAUUCAUGUUCAUAUGUUUAAAGGCACUGUUUGAGGAUUAAAGCACUGCAAUAAUGCAAACC
Messenger RNA from Penaeus chinensis, 2193 nucleotides. RefSeq lists its product as uncharacterized. The transcript has 15 exons. Gene Ontology annotation, molecular function: odorant binding. The record is from RefSeq and is a predicted model, not a curated record. NCBI's taxonomy places the organism in Eukaryota, Metazoa, Arthropoda, Malacostraca, Decapoda, Penaeidae. The coding region runs from base 1 to 1419 and encodes 472 amino acids.